Messenger RNA from Pestalotiopsis fici W106-1, 1494 nucleotides. RefSeq lists its product as uncharacterized. Lineage: Eukaryota; Fungi; Ascomycota; Sordariomycetes; Amphisphaeriales; Sporocadaceae. Bases 1 to 1494 code for a protein of 497 amino acids. Gene Ontology annotation, cellular component: membrane. Gene Ontology annotation, biological process: ceramide biosynthetic process. Gene Ontology annotation, molecular function: sphingosine N-acyltransferase activity. The transcript has 4 exons. The record is from RefSeq and is a predicted model, not a curated record.
AUGGACGACUCCAGUCACAAUGCUCCCAAUGUCGAGCAGGUCGCGCAGCAGCUCCCAAAUUCCAGCCCGCCCUCGCCGACCAUUGAACAGCCAAAGCCGGCAGAGAACCAGCACCUCAGAGCUCCGGUACGGCCAUCCGUCCAGUCGCGCAACUCGAGCAACUCCAGCAUGAAUGGUCCUCUGUACAUGCAAAACUCGAACAACAAGGUUUUCAUUCGCAGAGUGAGGAGGAAAGGUGACGGCCCUCUAAAGAGCUUGUCUCGUUGGUUCCUGGAAAAUCAGUUCGGUUUUUCGUUCAACCUAAUCGCCCUUCUCUUCCUUACGCACAUGUUGAUGCCCAAGGCGCGACCUUACACUACACGAUUCUUCACCCUGUCACACUACGACGCGGAGUCUGGCUUGUACACCACCGGGCCAGGUGAUAACUACUUUAUUGCUUUCUGUAUUGUCCUCUUUACCGGCCUGCGGGCUGGCUGUAUGGAAAAUGUCCUUGCGCCACUGGCCAAGCUCUGGGGUAUCUCGAAGAAGAAGGAUAUGACACGAUUUGCGGAGCAGGCCUGGCUCUUGACGUACUAUCUCAUUUUCUGGCCCCUCGGAUUCUAUCUCUACUACAAGUCGCCAUACUACUUGAACCUAAAGGAGCUAUGGAUGAACUGGCCCAUCAGGGAGGUUGAUGGUGUCAUGAAGGCCUACAUGCUUGCUCAAUGGGCUUUCUGGCUGCAACAGGUGCUGGUUAUUCACAUUGAGGAGCGCCGCAAGGAUCAUUGGCAGAUGUUGACGCACCACUUCCUUACCAUUGGCCUCAUUGCCGCGUCGUAUGCCUACCAUCAAACAAGAGUCGGCCACCUGAUUCUGGUUCUUAUGGAUAUUGUAGACCUCUUCUUCCCUCUUGCAAAAUGCCUCAAGUAUCUGGGCUUCACCACAGCAUGCGACAUGACAUUUGGCCUAUUCGUGGUAUCCUGGUUCCUCGCCCGCCACGUCGCCUACCUGGCUGUAUGCUGGAGUAUCUACGCUGAUAUUCCGCGUUAUAUCAACCUCGGUUGCUAUCGCGGCCUCGGCAAGGAUCUCGUUGGUCCGUUCUCGGCGCCUGAAGGCUUCUCGCAUCUUCUUGAACCAUUUCGCGACCCCGCUGGCACAGUCUGCUUCGAUGAGGGAAUUGCUGGCGGAUUCCUUUCCGUUCUCCUGGUUCUGCAGGUGAUCACUCUGUCGUGGUUCUACUUGAUCGUGCGACUCGUUAUACGUGUUCUUCAAGGUGGUAAUGCCGAUGACCCCAGAAGCGAUGAUGAAGCAGGAGAGGAGGAAGAGGAAGAAUACGAAUACGAGGAGGCACAACCCCUUGAAGAGGAAGUGGGCGUCGAGGCAAUUGAUCUGAAGGGCUGGGAGCGACGCGCUGGUGUGAAGCGUGUUGCAACCUCGUCUGGCGUCAAUCUACCAGGACACAGUGAUAGGAAAGAGUUGCUGGGAAGAAUUGGCUGCGAGAAGCAAGUCGAGUAG